AUGCUUCGCAUCCAACAACAAGCAAGCCUAUCGGUGUUGUUGAAAGAGUCGGUUCCUCUCAAACAAAUUCAUGUUGACGCACGUCUUCGUUCAUUUGCUGCCGAUGUAACACUGACGCAAGUAUUUCAAAAUGAUGAAUCUGUGCCGAUCGAAGCUGUCUACUGUUAUGUGAGCGAACUUGAUCUGUUACAUUGUGAUGAGAAACCAACUAUUCGCUUUGUUAUUCCUACGACAAUUGCGCCACGUUACUCACCAGCAGAAAGAGGUAUCGCCUCACCUGGUGGAACGCAAGCGAACUAUGUUCAAUCAGCUCCAUACACGAUCAAGUUCGAUUGUCAAGUUGACAAACUCGAUCAGCAUGUCGCCUGUAUCUCAUCACCUUCACAUCCGAUUAUGGUUGAUUUUAACGAUGAAGAUUUUUUUCUUGUGACAUUGAGUAAACAAGAUACCCAACUUGAUCGUGAUAUCAUUAUCGAUAUUGAGCUAUCAAAAACUCGAACAAAUACAAUUGUAGCCAUUGAGAAAAGUGCUCUUAUGGUCUCAUUUAUGCCGAACGAAGAAGAUUGUCAACGAGGUUCGAAUAAUGCGAUGAAUGAAUUUCUUUUCGUGAUUGACUGUAGUGGUUCAAUGAAGGAUGACAACAAAAUUGGCUUGGCACGCAAAGCUAUGCUUCUCUUUCUAAAAGGUCUCCCAGUCAAAUGUCACUUCAAUAUUAUUCGUUUUGGAUCUAACUUUUUACCUCUAUUCGGUGAUCAAGUAACACGAGAGUACAACGAGAUGAAUACGAGUCAAGCAGAAGCCUUGAUACAAGGCAUGGAAGCUGAUCUGGGUGGUACAGAACUAUUAGAACCACUACGAUGGCUUAAGAAAAACCACCCACCCGUAGGUUGUGUCAGACAAGUUUUUUUGUUGACCGAUGGAGAAGUGUCGAAUGUCGAUCAAGUGAUCAACCUAUGCCAUGAAAUGGCCUCAAGUACACGCAUCUUUUCAUUUGGCCUCGGUCAUUCGGCAAGUACUUUAUAG
This is a messenger RNA of Rotaria sp. Silwood2, 1023 nucleotides long. The record is from the annotation of a GenBank genome assembly. Lineage: Eukaryota; Metazoa; Rotifera; Eurotatoria; Philodinida; Philodinidae.